ACAGAAAGAGGAAACGAUCCUUCGCUCUUCGUGCUAAUGUUGAACGGGCGCAAUAGGCAGAGAAAAGGAGGGAGGGAAAGGGGAGAGAAAAGAAAGGGGGAAUAGAGCUUAUUUUGGUCCCUCCUCCAGUUGCCAAUUUGGAGGAACAAUAAAACGCGAUUAGUGGCGAUUUGUAGCAGGGUCGCUAGGUAGCUAGCCACUUCAGUUAUUUUAUUAUUAUUGCCCCGCUAGCUAGCGAGCAAGCCGACUUGUGCAUACACGAUAUUUUUUUCAAUAAAACAAGCCCCCAACACACAAAACAACUUUUGAGUACAAGACCUAUAGCUUCGUGCUUGGAGGCGAUCGCUUAUAUACCAAGAUAUGGGGAGGAAGUCAAACAGAGCAAAGGAGAAGAAGCAGAGGCGUUUGGAAGAGAGGGCGGCCAUGGAUGCGGUGUGCGCCAAGGUCGAAGCAGCCAACAAGCUUGAGGAUCCUCUGGCUUCCUUCCCUGUGUUUAAGAAGUACGACAGGAACGGCUUAAAUCUGCAUAUAGAGUGCAAGCGUGUUUCAUCCCUGAACCCCAGCACAGUGGAGUGGGCGUAUGAGCUGACCAGAGCCAACAUGCAGAGUCUCUAUGAACAGAGCGAGUGGGGAUGGAAAGAGAGGGAGAAAAGGGAAGAAAUGAAGGAUGAGAGGGCAUGGUACCUCCUUGCUCACGAAGCCGACUCCACCCCCAUCGCGUUCUCUCACUUCCGAUUUGACGUGGAGUGCGGAGAGGAAGUACUCUAUUGUUAUGAAGUCCAGCUGGAGAGCCGGGUGAGGAGGAAAGGUCUGGGCAAGUUUCUCAUUCAGAUCCUGCAGCUCAUCGCCAACAGCACACAGAUGAGGAAGGUGAUGUUGACUGUCUUCAAACACAAUCAUGGUGCUUACCAGUUCUUCAGAGAGGCCUUACAGUUCGAAAUCGAUGACACCUCGCCGGGUGUGUCGGGGUGUUGCGGAGACGACUGCUCCUACGAGAUACUGAGCCGACGGACGAAAUUCGGGGAGGCUGUGGGUCAUGGGCACGGUGGAGGACACUGUGGGGGGUGUUGCCAUUGAGUGAAAGAGGGGGCCUUAUUUCUCAGUGAGAAACAGCCCCACCCCAGGCCAAACCACAGCCACCUGUUUUUCCCUCUACACCCCUCAACAUGUAUCAUAAAUGCAUUGCCCUAAUAUCUUCCCUUUAGUACCUGUGCUUGAGGUUUUGCCACACAGUGGAGAUUUUACACUCCCCAAAGAAUGACCAUAGGUUCCUUUAAAUAUAGAAUCUAUCUUGCUUUCUGUUUUACAUAUGGAGUAGUUACCAGUUUAGUAUAUUAAAACGGGUAGCAAUAUGAUUUAUUUACCACAGGUAGGAUUGGUCCCAGAAGGCAACAUUUCUGUUCAUAAAAUAAGUCCUGGGGAAUUUAGGAGCAUUUUGCAAACAUACAGGACAGCUAUUAUUGUUAUUACUUAUAAGUAACUAAUGUCUGAAGUGGGUAAUGUGUCUGUUAUGGAGGCUGAUUGUUGCACCUGUUAGACAGUCCCUACAGAUUAAUUGGCUAAAGCAGAAAGAUCGAUGUGAAUUGUGUUGCCUGAUAUGUGUGUGGAUUCAUGGAUGUGAACGAUAUGUGUUCUUUAUUUUGCAUCCUCUACAGUUAAAAAAAAGUUACAACUUUAAAUCUUAGCAACACAAAUAUCAUCUCUCAGGUUCCACAAAUGCAGGAUGUAUGUUUUAAUAUGGAUUUUAAAUGUUGUGGCAAAUGGGGGUUUGGGGGGGUAAUGGUUGUUUUUGGAGGGGUGAAAUGAAGGGGUGGAGGAUAGGGUGGGCAUGUGAGGUGUAUAAUAUCUACAUUUGGAAAAAGGCCUGUUACAGUUUGUUUCCAUUUUAUAUUUUUAUAAUCAUAUAAAGCUGUUUCUUAUUUUGUGAAAUCUCUGUCCCUUAUUCCUCCUUCCCUUUUUAUA
Molecule: messenger RNA, 1962 nt
Organism: Megalops cyprinoides (Indo-Pacific tarpon)
Lineage: Eukaryota; Metazoa; Chordata; Actinopteri; Elopiformes; Megalopidae
Product: N-alpha-acetyltransferase 40
Exons: 8
Coding region: 361-1077 (238 amino acids)
Cellular component (GO): nucleus
Molecular function (GO): protein N-terminal-serine acetyltransferase activity; histone H4 acetyltransferase activity; histone H2A acetyltransferase activity
Source: RefSeq, a predicted model, not a curated record